Molecule: messenger RNA, 5638 nt
Organism: Rhincodon typus (whale shark)
Lineage: Eukaryota; Metazoa; Chordata; Chondrichthyes; Orectolobiformes; Rhincodontidae
Product: glutathione hydrolase 5 proenzyme
Exons: 11
Coding region: 93-1433 (446 amino acids)
Biological process (GO): inflammatory response; glutathione catabolic process; leukotriene D4 biosynthetic process
Cellular component (GO): plasma membrane
Molecular function (GO): glutathione gamma-glutamate hydrolase; leukotriene-C(4) hydrolase activity
Source: RefSeq, a predicted model, not a curated record
CUCACACGCUGCUGUGGCGGCAGACUCGGAGAUGUGCUCCGGUAUCGGCAGGCAAUGUGACAGUAAUUAAUGCCAGAGAAGUGGCUCCACAGAUGGUGAGGCCAGGUUUACUCAGUGGGUGUGGCCCUUUUCCAAAACCAGAUUCAGGUAGCCAGUGGGUUGCUGUGCCAGGGGAACUGAGAGGUUACUGGGAAGCCCACAAGAAAUUUGGAAAAUUACCGUGGAAAACCCUGUUUGAACCUUCAAUACAACUUGCACAAAAAGGCUUCCAGACCCCAAAGUUUCUGAAACUGCUUUUAAAUAAUAUGUUACUUCGCACUAAACUAAAGAGUUCAUCUCUGAGUUCCCUGUUUUACAACCGUACUGGUAGUCCACGUGAAAUCAUGAAGAAUGAACAGCUUGCAAAAACACUGAAGAUUAUUGCUGAACAGGGGCCCGAUGCUUUCUACAAUGGCAAAAUUGGACGUGAUCUCAUUUUGGAUCUACAGGAAGAAGCUGCUAACAAUUUAGAUGGCAUUUUAACACGUCAAGAUUUGAAACAAUACAAAGCUUCCAUCAUGGUACCCCUGAAUGUUUCGGUGGGUGACUACGUGAUGUACUUCCCACCUCUGCCAUCAAAGGGAAUCAUUGUCAGCCUCGUCCUCAACAUACUGAAAGGCUUUAAGUUUUCUGUUGCGUCUAUGGAGGAAAAUCAAAGGGUCCGGACAUACCAUCGUAUCAUAGAAGCCUUAAAAUUUGGAAAUGGACAGCUAAGUAAUCUGACGGAUUCGACGUUCUGGUCAAAUAUAUCCCAGCGGCUGUCUGAUGGGUUUGCUGAAUCUAUGCGACGGCGUAUUGAUGAUCGAGCCCAUUCCCUGGAAUACUACAACAUUGACCUUCAGGCACCCGACUCAUAUGGCACCAGUCACGUUUCAGUGAUAGACAGACAUGGCAAUGCGGUUUCUGUCACUAGCUCAAUCAAUUAUUUAUUUGGUAACAUGAUCUUCUCUAAUCGUACGGGAAUUAUCUUGAAUAAUCAGCUAGCAGACUUCUGCCGGAGUUCAUUUGGAGAUAUUUCAGGAAAGCAGCCGCCUUCUUCCAUGUCUCCAAUCAUACUAAUAUCACAGAACAGAAAAUCCAUCAUGACGGUGGGAAGUUCUGGUGGCAGUAUGAUUAUCAGCGCUAUUGCACAGAUCAUUAUGAACAAGUUAUGGUUUGGGCUCAACAUGAAAAAGGCAAUUGAGAAAAAAAGAUUAUAUGUGAAUUCAUCUAAUGUCUUGCAGUUUGAAGAAGAAUUUGAUAAUACUGUCAUUGAAGCAUUGAAGAAGAAAAACCAUCGUAUCAAUGACUCUGCGAUUCAGCUGACAUCUAUUAUUCAAGGAAUAUUUAAAGAUCAAGCCUGCAUCGAAGCAGUGUCAGAUACCAGGAAACAUGGAAAAUCUGCUGGCUACUAGCACUUCAGGUCUGGACGUCACUUCAGAUAAACCAGACGACUUCCCCUGACAACAAAGAUGUAGUGUUUAACUUUCUAUCCUCGAAUCUGUGCCAGACAGUGUGGGAAAGCUAGACUGCAUCUACCAUUUGGUCAGUAAGGUAAAGCCUCAACUUGCUCAAAAACAUGAAACAUCAAUCACCGAGCAACCAGGCUGCCUAGUGAAUCCUGAGCCUUUUUGGACAAUGAGUUUGAAAUGAACCGAGCUGAGUUUUUAAUUGAUAAAUUAGAAAGAGGUUGUUGAAAAAGAUGGGGCCAAGGUUGUUCUACAUCACAAAUCAGAGUGCCAUAUAAGUCAGUCCAAUAUUGACACUCGGUGGUGAAAGAGAUAGUUAUUUUGUGUAUUACACAUUUAGCUUUAAUGUAGCGCAUAUUGAUAAGACUUGCUUCCUUUUACAAUAGUAGUUACAUAUCAUUCCAACUGUGGUUUUAAUGUCAUUUUUAAUUGGGAAGGAAGAGAUUUGUCAAUCUUAAAACAAGUCAGAUCCAUCUUGUAGCAUUUUUCUGUUAAGUACAUGCACUCAGUGUAAGGUAAUUAUGGGAACAAUGAUAACUAUAGGAUUACACUGUGAAGCUCUGGAUUAACACUGAAGUUAACCCUUAAACUGGACUGGCAAAACUUCUUGGGCUAGAUUGAACCCGGAGUCUGGAUGCCAGGACAGCAUUACAUUGUCGGUUGAUUGAGAGCUCGAAGAUGAAUUCAUUAUGUAAUUGCAAAAAUGUUACCGACCUAAAACCAGCCAUUACUGAUGGGAUUGGAAUCUAAUUAAAGUGGUAAAUUUGGAUUUAACCAGUUAUGAACUGUGAUAAUCUAAUGUUGACUAGUCUACAGUGACACUUUGAUUGAGAGUUUGUGUAUUACUAAACUGUGUGCUACAAAGACUGUGUCUCUUGGAUUGGAUUUUAAUGACCCAGCACUGGUUGUUUGGAAUUGGAAAGGGUGGGGUUGGCCCAGUACAAUGUAGUUAGGGCUGUGUCCAACCUGUCUCCCAAUGAAGGGCCAAUUGAGUGCUUCAUCUUGCCCCUACCAAUAUUUUACCCACCCAGGUCCACAGAAGUGAGUAGCUCUACAGCUUUCAUUGCCUAGCUUUACAUAAGCAAGGAGGCAAUUUUGAGGUCUGUUACGUACCUUGGAGGAAAACCCUUAAGAGGUCACACCCCUCCCCUUUAAACCUUGCCACCCUCCCCUCUCUGGGGCUGCUGAUACACUGACGUUAUCGGACUCCCCAGGCUCCAUUUCCUCCUCAUCUUCAGGCAAUGACCACUCCUAGGACUACAGAGCUGUCAGCCAGUGAGAAUGUCCAAGACAGGGCUCCAUCCCCAGAUAGGAUUGAAAGUCUCAAUCUGAGUCAGUUAGAAACAUAAAAUACCUGCUGGGUUUUACCAGUUUUUUGGUGGGUGUGGUGGUGGGGGAAUGGGACUCCUGACUGUCAGGGUUCCGGGGAAUACAUUAAAUCAAAACUCUUUUUAUUUUCCUGAUGUAGUCACUGUGGAUGGGUCAAGGUACAUACUGACUUUCAAAUUUUGAAAUCAGCGUUGUUCAGCUUCAAACGCGAGCUGUAGUUUUUUUAAAUUUGUUUUAUUUUUGCAGGCCUAUUAUGUUAAUGAGUUUCAAACUGGAAUAAAGCAUUCCAUUUGGCACAUGCACUGGGCACUGUAUAAUCCAAAAACAGGAUGGGGAAUAAAGUCUUUUUACAUUGUCAGAACAAAGUGUCUGUCUCAAUUGGAACUGUCCCAAGACCAGUCCUGCCCUUACUGAAUAAAUGGAACAUGUUUCAUUUCCCAUACGAGCUACCUAACCAUUUUCCUCAAUGCCACUGCCAGUUAGACUGGUGGUUUUUGUGCAGGGAGCUCAUGCCAACUCGAAGUUAGUUGGAAACCAGCCAAGUUUAAUGGCAUAAGACUUUAGAGCAGUCAGAGGCUUUCACUCCAUUGAAAUUAGCCCUCAAGUUUGGUCAGGCUCCUUUUUAAGUCCAAAUUGCCUCACUGAGAAGUUGCGACUUGGUGUGGAUGGAGCAAUUGUAGGGCUGUGACAGUGAUCUGUGAAAAUAAUUGUUCACUCAAAAGCCCAGAUUGUCAAUCACCUCUUUGAGGUUCAUUUGGAUUUGUCACCCUCCAGUGGUCAUAGCAUAAAAUAUCUCAGAUGAUGGUCUAAACUAUGCACGUACCAUGAAGUCACAGAAUCAUUGAAUCCCUACAAUGUGGAAGCAGGCCAUUCAGCCCAUUGAGUCCACGCUGAGGCCCAUCCUCCUCCUUUAUCCCAGUAGACCUGCAUUUCCAAUGGCUAAUCCACAUAGUCCACAUAGCCUGCACAUUCCUGGACACUGUGGGCAAUGUACCAUGGCCAAUCUACUUAACCUGUACAUCUUUGGACUGUGGGAGGAAACCGGAGCACCCAGAGGAAACCCACACAUACAUUGGGAGAAAGUGCUGUUAAAUUUUUUUUACCAAGCUGUUACUAUUCCUAGUUACUUAACAGGAGCUCAUGGAAACUUAACAGCCAAUAUGGUCACUUUAGUCCAUUUUCCUCCUCCUUACUCUUUGAAGGCACUCGUACUCAGAUCCUUUUUUGCCUUGUAAUUCCUUCAUUCAACUCGAGUACCUGUCCAACUACCUUUUCAGGUAGAAUAUUCCAGAUCUAGACAAUUUAGGAAAAAAACUGUCUGAUCUCUAAAUGUUUUGCAGUGAGUUAAACACCAGCGCCACCCCCCCCGCCCCCGCCACUCCCAUGACUCUGUUCAGCCUUAAUUCUGAAACUAGUACACUGUUACUAGUGAUGUGUUACAUCAGUUACUCCUUGCUCAACAAGAUGCAGUAAGAUUUUUACUGGAAUGGCAAGAUGCAGCUAGUUAUUCCUGUGUUUUUUUUUUACAGGAUUGUGUUUUACAUAGAGCAGUACAUCACAGUACAGGCUCUUCGGCCCAUGAUGUUGUGCCGACCUAUUAUCCUACUAAGAUCAAUUUACCCUACAACCUACCCCCUGUUUAGGGGGAUGCUAGCUGCAUACUUAAUGGGGAAGCGCAAAAUCACUGAUGGCAACUUCUGCAUUCUACAUUUAACUGCAUAUAUAUAUACUUGAGACAUUGCAGUCGCUUUCAGAGCUGUCAAAUGAUGUCAUAUGUUGACUGUUUUUUUGUCACUACCACUGCAAAAUUGGAGCGAAUGUGAUUAGCCCACAGCAUGAAAUGUAAUGGUUCCAGAAUUGGCACUGUAUUCAUGUGUAAAAUUAUUCUAUUUGCACUGCAAAAAGCUUGUAUUCUAUUAUUUUCUUUCUAAAGGAGUCGCUAAUGCAAGAGUAAAACAUUGCAGAUGCUGGAAAUCUGAAAUAAAAACACAAAAUGCUGAGAAAAACUCAGCAGAUCUAGCAGCAUUUGUGGAGAGAGAAACCGAGUUAAUGUUUCAGACCAACAAACAACCUUUCAUCAAAACCUGCCAAAUAUUUUCACCAAAGAGUUGCUGACUUCUUCCCAGAUUAUCCUUCCAGUAUAUAAAAAACUACUGAGUGAGAUUUUCUAAAAUGUAAUAUUUCUCUUCUGGAAUAAGCUAAUUCAUCGAAAACAUUUCCACUACUUUACCUUGAAGGUAAAAACAACCAAAAACAAAACCACAGGCUUGUUUGUUUUACACAAUGGGAAUCUUACACCUUAUUUGAAUGUUAACAAUGCUUUGUUGAAUACUUUCCUCAUUGUGACAGCACUCAUGUUCUGGCAAUGGCAUCCAGCCUUCCACAGGGUCGUCUGACCAUAUAAUUCCACACACAAAUCAAAUGGGUAUUACACCACUGUCUCAUUAAAUGUCCAAAAUAUGUAAUUAAGUGCGAUGGUAUGCUUGCUAGAAACAUGAACUGAAGAUUCUGAACCAUAGGCAUUCAAUGUGAGUUAAAAAGAAAAUCCAAAGAUUUUUUUUGUUACAGUUGAAGUGUUUUGUUAUUAAUUUUCUUGUAUAUACAUAUCAUUGCUGAAACUGUAUACAUACAUGUUAUUCCUGUGACAUUUUUAGUUUUUGUUGUUAUUGUGACUAUCUAAUCACCCAUUACUGCUGUAAGUGCUGUGAAUGUUAUUGUUGAGAUUGGCCAGAGUGUUCAUAGUUUUUUUUAAUCAAUAAUUCCAGUUUGGAUUAUGAACGUUUGUUUCUUAUUUACAUUCAAUAAAAAAUUUUAUCUAUAAA